AUGUCAGACAGUAAUCGUUUCGGCGACUAUAACUAUGGUUCCCAGGUGGGGACCAACAGGGGGACGAUCUACAAUACUUUCCCGCAGGCGCCAGAACGACCAGAAACCCCGCCGCGGCCAUUCGCGACCAUUCCCUUCUCCCGCGAUCCCGAUUUUGUCGACCGCGGAGACAUUCUCGAGCAAAUCGACCGGCGAUGUUCCGAGCCCGCCGCUCGUGUGGCCCUCGUCGGCUUGGGCGGUAUCGGCAAGUCGCAGCUGGCCAUCGAGUUCGCUCACCGGAUCACUGAAAAGCAGCCGGACAUAUGGGUAUUCUGGGUUCACGCUGGAAUGUAUGAGCGCGUCGAGGAUGGCUUCAGGACGAUUGCCAACACCGUCAAGCUGGCCGGCCGGAACGAGCCCAAGGCCAACAUCCCACAGCUUGUGUACAGCUGGCUGUCUAACGAACGGAACGGCAGAUGGAUCAUCAUCCUUGACAGCGCUGACGACCGCGAUGUGUUCUACAACGCGAAUAUUGCCCACGGUACGACCAGCGGCAAUGAGCGCGAGAGGCGGCCGUUUGCGACAUACUUACCGCAGAGCCAAAAUGGAUCGAUUAUUGUCACAACACGUAACAGGGAUUUAGCAUUCAGACUGACCGGGCGCCGUCAAAAUAUUAUCGAAGUCGGACCGAUGGCGCAGACAGAUGCCCUCACACUCCUGGAGAAGAAGCUAGGAUCGCCCGCGGAUCUAGAGGUGGCGGCCGAUCUCGUACAGGCGCUCGACCUCAUUCCGUUGGCCAUUAGCCAGGCUGCCGCCUACAUACAGGCAAGGGCGCCGCGGAGCUCGCCCGAGAAGUACCUAGCAGAGUUCCGGAAGAGUGAGCAUAGAAAGAGCAGUCUUUUACAGUACGAUGCUGGGGACCUACGACGGGAUGAAGGCGCAUCAAGCGCGGUUCUUAUCACAUGGCAAAUAUCCUUUGACUACAUCCGGUCUAAGCGGCCGUCUGCGGCGGAUCUCCUGUCACUUAUGAGCUUUUUCGACCGGCAAGGUAUCCCUGGGUGGGUUCUAAAACCUCCUAGAGUUACUAAAGAGGAGAUACCAGGACGGUGUCUAUACGGGGCCCGAGAUACAGACGUUGAUAACGGCAGAAGUGUUACAGAUGGUGCCGCAUAUGGUAACAUGGAUGGUGACACAGAUGGUGACCUUACAGAUGAUAGUGCAGAUACUACUGAUGAUGGAUUCGAAGAUGAUGUGGCGAUACUGAGAGACUACUGCCUCAUAGCGACGACUAAGAUGGACGAGUUUGAAAUGCACGGGCUUGUGCAAUUCUCGACGAGGAAGUGGCUGGAACAAGCGGGGCAGCAGGAGACGUUCAAACAGAAGUUUAUCGAGCAAAUGGCAGCCUCAUUCCCAACUGGAGAGUAUAAGAACUGGGCGACUUGUCGAAAUCUCUUCGCACACGUUCAAGUGGUCUUCGGUUACCGACCCAGCGAAAAUAGGGAGGAAAUAUGGGCAACGCUUUUGCAUAAUGGGGGUUGGUUUGCAUGGUCGCAAGGAAGAUACGAAGUAGCACAGCAGAUGGCAGGCAAGGCGAGAAGAGCCCGCGAGAAGAGACUAGGAAAAGAGGAUGCGGCGACUCUAGAUAGCAUGUCACUGUUUGCUCUAGUCCUUUUGAACCGAGGCCGGUGGGAGGAGGCCGAGAAGCUGUUUGUGCAGGUGAUGGAGACGAGCAAGACCAAGCUCGGGGCCGAUCACCCUUCUACGCUGACGAGCAUGGGCAACCUAGCGUCGACAUACAGCAACCAGGGCCAGUGGGAGAAGGCCGAGAAGCUGUUUGUGCAGGUGAUGGAGACUCGCAAGACCAAGCUUGGGGCCGAUCACCCAGAUACGCUAACGAGCAUGGCGAACCUAGCGUCGACAUACAGGAACCAGGGGCGGUGGGAGGAGGCCGAGAAGCUGGAGGUGCAGGUGAUGGAGACGAGCAAGACCAAGCUCGGGGCCGAUCACCCUUCUACGCUGACGAGCAUGAACAAUCUCGCUUUUACUUGGAAAAGCCAAGGUCGACAUUCAGAUGCCUUAGCACUGAUGAAGGACUGCGCCCAGACUUGUCAGCGACGACUUGGUGUACAGCAUUUAUACACACAGUCAUCUUUGGCCACCAUCGCCGAGUGGAGUAGCUAG
Podospora bellae-mahoneyi is the source of this 2160-nucleotide messenger RNA. RefSeq lists its product as uncharacterized. The transcript has 2 exons. NCBI's taxonomy places the organism in Eukaryota, Fungi, Ascomycota, Sordariomycetes, Sordariales, Podosporaceae. The record is from RefSeq and is a predicted model, not a curated record. The coding region runs from base 1 to 2160 and encodes 719 amino acids. Gene Ontology annotation, cellular component: kinesin complex. Gene Ontology annotation, molecular function: protein binding; ADP binding.